Messenger RNA from Astyanax mexicanus (Mexican tetra), 2875 nucleotides. RefSeq names its product zinc finger and BTB domain-containing protein 24. The record is from RefSeq and is a predicted model, not a curated record. The transcript is spliced from 2 exons. Bases 349 to 1722 code for a protein of 457 amino acids. NCBI's taxonomy places the organism in Eukaryota, Metazoa, Chordata, Actinopteri, Characiformes, Acestrorhamphidae.
AUAAAAGCGGCGUGGAUGAAAUGAGCAGAGCGCUGAGAGGACGCUGGUAAUCUGCAGUGCUUUACAGUAUCUCUUUAAAAACACUUAAAAUCUAAAUAUUUCAGGAUUUCUCGCGUCUAAAAUUACAAACGCAUGCAGACUAGAUGCACACGCAGACAGACUGACAGUUAUUUCAGUAUAAAAACUAAAUUAACACACUUGAUUUCUUACAACACUAUUGUUUUUUCUUACUGAAGCUAACAGGCUAACAGUGCUAGCACAGUGUGGGUUUAUUCAUAAUACGCUGAAAUAGUCUAUUAAACACAUAAAUACACACACAAAACGCUAACCCACAAGACUUCAGACAUCAUGGUACAUAAGUGUGUGGUUAGCGGGUGCCCAAACAGCUCGAACACUAUAAUACAUUACAUUUUGCCUGAAGAGCCGAAAAGGCGCAGUCUGUGGCUGCAGUUCAUCCAGAGCAGUAAACCUGCAGGAGAGCUCAUCCCUCAGUCCUGUCGAGUGUGUGGAGACCAUUUCUCACCAGAGAGCUUCACCCAGCUCGAUCUCGGCUUCACCACCAGAUUCAUAUUAAACAUCGACGCUGUUCCUACCGUUUAUCACAGCGACCGGGCCACAAAACAAGGAGCUGAAGCACAGGCAGCAGGUCCUGAAAAGGAGAUGGAUGAGUCCUGCAGUAUUACCAUCAGCAGCACAGUCUCUUUAUCCGGUGUGAAGGAUGAACCCUUUGAAUACGAAGUGAGCCAUGUAACGAUGCCUGUAGAAGAAACUAAAUCAGCCUCCACCAGGCGCAGUGUUAAGCAGGAGGAGAGCCAAAGCCUGUUCACUGCUGAGACAUGCUCAGAGGAAAGCAAGCAGCCCCAGGUCAAUUCGAAGGCAGAUAUGAAACGUGAAAGUAGCCGCAGUUCCCUGGGAGAAAGAUCCAAAGACAACAAGCGCUUCAGCUGCUCCACCUGUGGGCAGACCUUCCGCAACAAAUGCGUUCUUAUGGAGCAUGAAAACAACCAUAUGGAGGAGCAAACUGACAGAACGUACCGCUGUAAGCAAUGCGGGAAAGGCUUUGAACAGCUAGUCUUUCUAAAAGCUCACGAGAAGGUUCACAAGAGUGCACAGGCCAGUGUCAAACUAGAAAACCCCCCCUGUCCUCCCCGUUUUCAGUAUAAUCAUGCAUCUCAGGACAUGUAUAAAUGCCCCAUCUGCGAGGAAGUUCACAGUGAGAGAUCUGCAUUUGCUCUGCACAUUAAAAAAGCUCACGCUAGAUCUAAACUCAUGUGCAGCUUCUGUGAUAAAAGUUUUGGGCGAAUUGACGAAUUUUUCAGGCACAUCGACAGCCACAUAGUGGUGACCCCAUUCUACUGCAGCAUUUGCAAAGUGUACCAGCUCAACAAGCAAGGCUACAUGUGCCACAUGCGCAUCCACAAGAAGAAGCCGAAAGAUGAGAAUGCUCCCAGAAAAGUGGAGAGAAAAGUGAAAGAAACCGGAAACGGGACUAAAUUCAGCCAAAAGGAAGUGAAUAUGAAUGAGGGAGAAACCAAGGUGCCGAUGCAGACUGAAGAAACCUCAGAGGUAGAAGCAGAGUCAGUGGAGUCAGAGGGAACUGGAACUGUUCAAAUUGUUCCAGAAUCGAACCUCUCACUGCCAUCACCUGAGGAGCUGUCUUACACAGAUACCAGCGGUGAGACUGAAGACUCUGACGACUUUGGUGGCACAGAUGAGAGAUGACCUUUAAUCUGACUCUUAUUUAAUUGGCUCUCAUUUACCUAUAUACUGUGGAAAAUAAGUCUUUAAACUUGUACUUCUGUACACAAAGUGAAUGAUCUAUAUCCUAUAUCGUUUACGUUAAAAUGGCCUGUGAAUAGCCUCUGUUUAUCCUUUCCAAUCAAAAGGGAUGUUUUGUUACGUUUCUCUUAAUGCAUUUGCCUUUGAUUUGAUCGAGUCUUGUAGGUUGAAUAGGCUGUUAUAUGUACAGAUAAUUUCAGGAAGAGGCUCAUUUCCAUUUAUGGAUUAUAUGGACUUGCAAGUGAAUGGUGCAUUUCAUGUCCCACGAAUUUUUCCAUGUCCCUCUGUAAUUACAGAACAAGUUACAGUGUGUGUUGUUUGUAGAUUGAGAUGUUAAAUGCCCCCACAACUUUGGAUAAGGGCAUUUCCAAGACAUCCUUCAGCCAACAAUCCAUGUUCAAUUUACAUACUGGAGGCCUAUAGCCUGAAAAACUACAUUUCCUUAAUUUUUAAGAAGUUUGAUUCAGUAAACACUGACUUGCCAAUGCUUGUCAGUGUAUACUGCAUCAAACUUCUUAAAAUAAAGGAAAUGUAGUUUUUAGGUUAUAGGCCCUUCCUAUAUAGGAUAUAUAUGAUAAGCUUUUACGACCUAUAUCCUCAAUAAAAACUUAUAGGAAGUGUAAGCAGAUUGACAUCCAAAGAAGUCUUUUAAACUGAAGAUAUUGUUUGCAGAGGCCUGAAUUUCACGAUAAAUGGACCAAUAGAACUACUCCAAGAUUACCUCGCUAUAAUGUUUGCCCUUUUAGUGAAACAAGGUCUUGAUCCGAAAGUGACGAUUUGAUUGUUCCUAUUAUUUCAGAACUAGCUGUUCUUAAAAAAAAACCCGGAUUACAGGAUGCAUGUUAUUUACAAAACUGAAAUCAUGUAAUUACGUUGAUUGCUUCUAUUCCUCUAACUACUGCUGUUUGUGAAGAAGCUGUGCAACAAUUACUGUUUUUGUACAUGGAAAACUGUCUUAUAGUUGUAAAUAUUGCUUUGAGGAUUUUAUGGACAUUUUUUUAAUAGAAGAUAUAUUCUGGAAGCUUCAAUACAGUGUAAGAACACUUGGUGAGAUGCCUAUUCUGAAAACACUAUUAAAAGAUUUUUUUCCACCUCA